AUGGGUGGCCUGGGCUCAGGCAAUGUUGGCACUGGCGGCCUGGGCUCGGGCGGCCUGGGAGCGGGCGCCCUGGGCGCAGGUGGUCUUGCCCUGGGCGCAGGUGGCCUGGGAGCGGGCGGCCUGGGCUCAGGGGGCCUGGGAGCGGGCGGCCUGAGCUCAGGGGGCCUGGGAGCGGGCGGCCUGGGCUCAGGGGGCCUCGGAGCGGGCGGCCUGGGCUCAGGGGGCCUGGGCUCGGGUGGCCUCGGAGCGGGCGGCCUGGGCUCAGGGGGCCUGGGCUCAGGGGGCCUCGGAGCGGGCGGCCUGGGCUCGGGUGGCCUCGGAGCAGGCGGCCUGGGCUCGGGUGGCCUCGGAGCAGGCGGCCUGGGCUCGGGUGGCCUCGGAGCGGGCGGCCUGGGCUCAGGGGGCCUGGGCUCGGGUGGCCUCGGAGCGGGCGGCCUGGGCUCGGGUGGCCUCGGAGCGGGCGGCCUGGGCUCGGGUGGCCUCGGAGCGGGCGGCCUGGGCUCAGGGGGCCUGGGCUCGGGUGGCCUCGGAGCGGGCGGCCUGGGCUCAGGGGGCCUCGGAGCGGGCGGCCUGAAUACAGGACCAGGCCUCAGCCUAAGAACCAGUGGUCUCUCAAAUACAGGGCAUGUCCCUGAUCCCAGGGCAAGUGGAUUUCUGGGCACAGGCCUUGGCCCUAACUCUAGAAUUAGUGGUCUAGGCACAGGUCCUGGUCCUGGUCCUAACCCAAGAGCAGGUGCCCCAGGUCCAGGCCCUGGUCUCAACCCAAGAGUAGGCCUGGGAACAGGCCAGGGCCCUAAUCUAGAUCCCAGGGCAGGUGGUCUCAUAGGACCAGGAGCUGGUCCCAAUUUAAGAGCAUCUGGAGCUCUAGGCAUGGAUAUUGCUCCCAUUUUAAGGGCAGCUGGCCUCCUCGGAACAAACUCAGCCCCUUUCUCACAGUCGUCUGGAAAUAUGGGUUCAAAUCCAUCUUCUGUGACAAGAGCCACGGGUCCCAUAGGCCCAAGCUCAGGCCCUGGUUCUAGGAUAGUCAGCUUUCCAGGUCCAAACGCCUCUCCUAUGCCGAGGGCUGCUGGCCCCUUGGGUCCUAAUUCAGCUCCUUUCUCGAGGCCAACUGGCCCCGUAGGCGUAAACUCAACUCCCUUUCCAAGGGGGACAAACCCUGCAGGCUUGAAUCCAGCUCCAUAUUCCCAGUCCACCGGCUCAAACUCCUCUACCUUUCCACGUUCCACUGGUCUUCAGGCAGCCAAUACAGCAAUUUUUCCAAGAUCGUCUGGCCCCAUGGGCCCCAGCCCGGCUAACUUCCCAAGAUCAGCGGGACUGCAAGGCCCGAGUCCAGCUCCUUUUCCAAGAUCCACUGGCCCACUAGGUCAUAAUCAAGUCCCUUUCCCCAGGUCUGCUGCUGGUUCAUUGGGCCCCACACCAGCGAAUGCCCCCGGCAUAAACCCAGCUCCUUUUCCAAGGCCAUCUGGUCCCCUGGGUAUAAACCCAUCUUUUCCUAGGGUCAAUGGCCCCAUAUUAAAGACUGUGGUACCAUUUCCCAGGAGUGGAAGCCUUUCCGGCCCUGGCCCAACUUUUCCUAGACCAGGAGGCCCACUGGCUGCAAUGUACUCAAAUGGAAUGCUGCCACCCUAGAGGCCACCCCCUCCCACCGAGGCUACAUUGGCUGCAAGGCGCCACAGCUCUGGGCAAGAUGGAGAGAGCUGUGUCCCGAAGGUCACCGUGAGGCUUGACUUGAUGGCCAUUUCUUUGUACCGCUUAUUUCUCCAAUGAAGAUGGAGUCCUCGCUUUGCUUGUGAGACAAAAACUCUGGCAGGCAAGCUCAGUCCUAAGGAUGGGGAGAAAGACUCCCAGUGUCCUGUGUAGCCUGUGGUGCUUUCUCAUUGCUUUGUGCCGAGUUCUCUCUUACUCAUUUCUUGGAUUGUUCUCCUGGACUUUUCCUCAGGGAUGCACAGGCCUGCCAGUCCCAGCUCAUUCUACCAUCUUCCCUACCAGAGAAACCCAGGUAGCUGCUUUUGUUAAUUGUGUUUGUUUCAGACAUUACUCGGUAACUUUGUACAGAGCAGCUCUGACUGGAUAUUCCUUUUCAGUUCUAAGUAAAGCUUAUUUCUUUAUGCCACAAACUGGACAUUGGCCACCCCUGGAAUUCACAGGAGGCCAGAGUUGUGAAGCAGCUUCUCGCCUGCCCUUCUUGCUACUGUUACUCCCAAUCAAAGAACCUCAAGAUUUUGAAUUGAUGUUGGCUCUGGGACC
Molecule: messenger RNA, 2247 nt
Organism: Dromiciops gliroides (monito del monte)
Lineage: Eukaryota; Metazoa; Chordata; Mammalia; Microbiotheria; Microbiotheriidae
Gene: DERPC
Product: DERPC proline and glycine rich nuclear protein
Exons: 1
Coding region: 1-1629 (542 amino acids)
Source: RefSeq, a predicted model, not a curated record